Molecule: messenger RNA, 2439 nt
Organism: Austrofundulus limnaeus
Lineage: Eukaryota; Metazoa; Chordata; Actinopteri; Cyprinodontiformes; Rivulidae
Product: extracellular calcium-sensing receptor
Exons: 8
Coding region: 1-2439 (812 amino acids)
Biological process (GO): G protein-coupled receptor signaling pathway
Cellular component (GO): plasma membrane
Molecular function (GO): G protein-coupled receptor activity
Source: RefSeq, a predicted model, not a curated record
AUGGAUGGUGACUUUGUUAUUGGAGGUGUUUUUUCUAUGCACUACAAACUGCACACAGUGAUUUACAAUUACACCACUAAGCCUGAAGCUUUAAGAUGCACAGGGAGCAUGAAUGUUCGCAAUUUGCGUGACUCUCGUGCAAUGAUCUUUGCCAUUGAGGAAAUAAACAACAGUACAGAACUGCUGCCAGGCAUCAAACUGGGAUAUCAGAUCUACGACUCAUGCUCCUCGGUGCCUGGGGCUGUAGAUGUUGCUUUUCAACUAUCAGAAAAUAAGGACCCAGUGUUUUAUAAAGGUAGCAAUUGUUCCCAGUCUGGUUUGGUAAUGGCUGUUGUUGGAGAUUCUGGAUCAUCGCAAUCCAUUGGCAUAUCACACAUUUUUGGGUCCUUUAACAUCUCACAGGUGAGUCAUUUUGCCACCUGUGCCUGCCUGUCAGAUAAGCAGAAGUACCCAACAUUUUUUAGAACAGUCCCCAGUGAUCAGUUCCAAGUUGAUGCGCUGGUAAAGCUGGUGAAACACUUUGGGUGGACUUGGAUUGGUACUGUUUACUCAGACUCAGAUUAUGGAAAUUAUGGCAUGGCGUCUUUUCUUCCGGCUGCAAAGAAAGAGGGGAUCUGUGUGGAGUACUCCGAAUCAUUCUAUCGAACCGACCCACAUAGUAAGAUCCAGAGAAUAGCUGAUGUUAUCCGCAGGUCAACAGCAUUAGUUGUUGUUGCUUUUCUAUCCAAUGGAGAUAUGAAUGUCCUGUUAGGGGAGCUGGCUCAGCAGCCUUCACCACCUCGUCAGUGGGUAGGAAGCGAGUCCUGGGUAACUGAUCAACUCUUGAUGGGUUUCAGUUUUGGUGCAGGGUCCAUCGGAGUUGGCAUUCAGCCAUCUGUCAUUCCAGGCCUGAGAGACUUCCUGCUGGAUCUCUCUGCAAGUGAAGUAGCUGCCUCUUCCCAACUUACUGAGUUCUGGGAGGAUGCAUUCAACUGUACACUGACUAAAAAUGCUUACCUAGACAAGAAAGUGUGUGAUGGAACAGAAGACCUAAAAUCACUUGUAAGCCCGUACACCGAAACAUCUCAACUAAGAACUACUAACAUGGUGUACAAGGCUGUUUAUGCAAUAGCUCAUGCCAUUCACAACGCAGUGUGUCAGAAAACAAAACUAAUUACUCAAUGCAACAAACACAUCCAACUGGAACCAAAAGAUAUCCUUAAUGAACUAAAGACUGUAAACUUCUCCCACAAUGGUUAUCCUGUAUCAUUUGAUGCUAAUGGAGAUCCUGUGGCUUUUUAUGAGCUGGUCAACUGGCAGAUGAGUGAGAGUGGAGUUAUGGAGUUGGUAACAGUAGGAUACUAUGAUGCAUCACUGCCAAAAGGCCAGGAGUUACAAAUCAACAGGAACAUAACCUGGGUGGAGGGUGUAACUAAAGUACCAGUGUCAGUGUGCUCUAGGAGUUGUCCUCUUGGAACUCGAAAAGUGUUGCAGAAAGGAAAGCCCAUCUGCUGUUAUGACUGUAUACCAUGUCCUGAUGGAGAGAUCAGUGUUAUAACAGAUUCUCCUGAAUGCUUCUCAUGUCCUGGUGAAUUCUGGCCUAAUGCAGAAAAAAAUGCUUGUUUUCCUAAACCUGUAGAGUUUCUGUCUUUUGAUGAAGUGUUAGCAAGCAUCCUUGCUGCAUUUUCUAUUAUUGGAGCCUGUCUGGCCAUAAUAACAGCAGUUAUUUUCUUUCGUCACAGAUCAACUCCAGUUGUUAAAGCCAACAACUCUGAGCUGAGCUUCUUGUUGCUCUUCUCUCUGACUCUGUGUUUCUUAUGUUCAUUAACUUUCAUUGGAGCUCCCUCUGAGUGGUCCUGCAUGCUGAGACACACAGCGUUUGGAAUAAUCUUUGUUCUCUGUAUCUCCUGUGUUCUAGCAAAAACUGUAGUGGUUUUAAUGGCCUUCAAAGCUACACUUCCUGGUAGUAAUGUCAUGAAAUGGUUUGGGCCUCCACAACAAAGGAUGACUGUAGUAUUUUUCACAUUUAUUCAGGUUUUAAUUUGUACUGUUUGGUUGUUACUCAGUCCUCCUUUCCCAUUGAAAAACCUGAGCACAUCCAAGGAGAAGAUCAUCCUGGAAUGUGCAUUAGGCUCUGCUGUUGGCUUCUGGGCUGUGCUCGGCUACAUUGGCCUGCUGGCUGUUUUUUGCUUUGUGUUAGCUGUUCUAGCUCGGAAACUACCUGAUAAUUUUAAUGAAGCCAAGCUGAUAACCUUCAGCAUGCUGAUAUUCUGUGCAGUGUGGAUCACCUUCAUCCCAGCAUAUGUCAGCUCUCCUGGAAAAUUUACUGUGGCUGUGGAGAUAUUUGCCAUCCUGGCCUCCAGUUUUGGACUGAUACUGUGUAUAUUUGCUCCAAAGUGUUUCAUCAUAAUGUUUCAGCCAGAGAAGAACUCUAAGAAAUAUUUGUUGAACAAAAUUUAA